AUGUAUGCAUCAAAUGAAGAUGAAGAUUGGGUGUAUUUACAUGAAACACCACCAGUAAAUAUUGUUCGUUCUAAUUCAUCGUUAUCAAGUAGUAGUAUUACUAGUUGCUCAUCAAAAUCAAAUCGAACUGCUUCUUUAUCUUCUAUUUCUUCAAUUGAUCAUCGUCGUAUUGGUACAAAUGCUCAACAAAAAAGUUUAGUUAAUUCUGAAAUAUAUCAAUCAUCAUACAUCUCUCAAAGUAUCGAACAGUAUCACAAUAAAACCAAUACAUUGAUUUCUUGUACGUGCAUCAUUUUACUCAUAACUGUAUCGUUUAUUCUUGGUCAAAGUGUUAAACAAUGGGAUCACUCAACUAUGAAUAAGAUUGUAAUCGAACUUGAUAAAACAAAUCAACGUUUAAAUGAACUUCAGGAGAUUCCAUAUAGAAAUAUUGAAGAGAAAUUAAAUAAACAAUUAGAAGAAAAACUUUACAAUAUGAUUAAUCAACAAUUAUUUUGGCAUGAUGAUGAGAAGUACAAAUUUAUCAAACAAGUACAUGAACUUCAACAAGUAUUAAAUAUGACAAAUACUAUUGAUCAAUUAAUGAAUGAUAACAAACGUUUGAGAGAUCAAAUUAAAUCAUUAGAACAUCGUUUAGGUAUUAUUAAAGAGAAUGGUUCGAAAAUGUGUUUAGAAGGUGUUAAUUGUACACUUUCAUCAACUUCAACAUUGAAUAAAUUAGCUUCUAAUAUCUUUAAACAAACUAUUUCAAUUGCUACAAAUACAUCAAUUAGUCUAUCAGGUCUAUUCGAACAUUUAAGUGCAUCAGUUAGUAAUCUUGUUGAUCAUCGACAUAAAUAUAUUAACAAUAGUCGAAGAAAAUUAACUGAUUUUACUUGUGGUUCAACAACUGCUAAAAAAAUUCAAACAUCGUUGUAUCGUAGUGCAGAAAAGCUUUCUUCUUCAUUUCGUAAAGCUAAAGUAACUUAUGCCACAUGGCUUAAAUCACAUACACAAUAUCGAGAACAAAUGCACUAUCAAGUACCUAAUAAACAAUAUACUUGUCAUUCAAAAUUGAAUUGUUCAAUGAAUAAAAUACGAUCAAUAAAAAAUUGGAUGAUAAAAUUUCUUCGUUUAUAA
Messenger RNA from Adineta steineri, 1119 nucleotides. The record is from the annotation of a GenBank genome assembly. Lineage: Eukaryota; Metazoa; Rotifera; Eurotatoria; Adinetida; Adinetidae.